AUGGUCCCGGUUUCUACAACUCCUCGGACCGAGGAUUCUGUCGAUGAUAUGGAAGCCACAGAUGACGGAUGGCCAGGGUCCUUUGCAACUGCCAGGCGUCUGCAACAGCAGACAAUGACUGUUGGCGGGGUGCGAGACAGAGACAUAAUUCAGAACACAGCGGUAAGACCUCGCAGUGCCAUGCCCCAUUCAACUCACAAUCUUCCAGAGGUUGAGGAUGAGGCAAUCUCAAACGCGGCCGCCAUAAUCCUUCUGCAGACAUUGUCACACCUCGUCAAAACCAACCUAGAAUGGAUUUUCAAUCGAGUUCACUUUUCAUGCAAGUUUACAAGCAUGACGUACAAUGUUUACACCGACGGAGCUUUGCGGUCAAAGACCACGUCGAAAAUAUUUGGAAUCUUGGAGGUGAAAAAAAGAAUGCGCACGGUGAAUCCAGCCGCCAUCUUCGCCCAAGGGGCCUGCCAGGUCGCGGGGUGGUUAAUGGAAUCAUCCGCAGAGAUGGCUGUUUUCAACAACCAUUACAUGCUGGUUUCGCAAGACAGACAUCAAUUUUUUUUGACCUUUGCACCCUUCAACGAAAACUACGAAAGUUACUUGCACAACGGAACUGACACCGACGUGUUUCUCGUCAUGCACACGGUUGGUCCCUUUUCGACAUCCGACGCUCGACAAAUGGCACAAUUCGGGCGCAUUUUUGUCGCCGCUACACUGGUUGCCAAGUCGGCUGCUGCCAACAUUCAUUGA
Messenger RNA from Penicillium roqueforti, 744 nucleotides. RefSeq lists its product as uncharacterized. Lineage: Eukaryota; Fungi; Ascomycota; Eurotiomycetes; Eurotiales; Aspergillaceae. The transcript has 2 exons. The record is from RefSeq and is a predicted model, not a curated record. The coding region runs from base 1 to 744 and encodes 247 amino acids.